Molecule: messenger RNA, 1175 nt
Organism: Zootoca vivipara (common lizard)
Lineage: Eukaryota; Metazoa; Chordata; Lepidosauria; Squamata; Lacertidae
Source: RefSeq, a predicted model, not a curated record
AUGCAAGCCAAUGUCACAGAAGGCAGCAAUAGCUCAAAUGGGAGCGCUGACAGCCUGGAUUCCACUCUUGUCACUUGCACAGAGACAGUGACUUUCGCUGAAGUGCUGGAGGAAGAGGAAUUGGAAUCCUUCUAUUAUUCCUUCAAGACAGAACAGCUGGUUACCCUUUGGAUUCUGUUCAUCAUAACGGUUGUUGGGAACUCCAUUGUUUUGCUCUCCACCUGGAGGAGGAAGAGGAAAUCCAGGAUGACUUUCUUUGUCACCCAGCUAGCCAUAACAGAUUGUUUUACAGGCCUUAUAAAUAUAAUGACUGAUAUAAUUUGGCGCUUCACUGGAGAUUUCAUGGCCCCUGAUCUCGUCUGCCGAAUUGUUCGCUACCUGCAGGUUGUACUUUUGUAUGCUUCAACCUAUGUCCUGGUCUCACUAAGCAUAGACCGAUAUCAUGCCAUUGUGUAUCCAAUGAAAUUCUUCCAAGGAGAAAGGCAAGCAAAAAUCCUCAUUGUAGUUGCCUGGGGCCUUGCUUUCCUGUUUUCAAUUCCAACACUGAUUAUAUUCGGGAAGCGGCAAUUAUCCAAUGGAGAAGUUCAGUGCUGGGCUGCCUGGCCCGAUGACUCCUACUGGAUCCCCUACAUGACCACCGUUGCCUUCCUGGUUUAUUUCAUCCCUCUGAUUAUUAUCAGCGUUAUUUACUUCAUUGUGAUCCGAACAAUAUGGGUUAAGAGCAAAGCUCAUGCUGUCAUUGUUUCCAACUGCUCAGAUGGCAAAUUCUGUGCUAGCUUCACCCAUCGGGGACUCAUAUCAAAGGCGAAAAUCAAAGCUAUCAAGUACAGUGUGGUAAUAAUUCUUGCUUUUGUACUCUGCUGGAGUCCCUACUUUCUCUUUGACAUUCUGGACAACUUCAGCGUCUUCCCUGAAACCAAAGAACGCUUCUACGCCGCAGUGAUUAUUCAGAAUCUGCCAUCUUUAAACAGCGCCAUCAAUCCCAUCAUAUACUGUGUUUUCAGCAACACCCUUUCUUUCUGCAGACAAACGCGAAGAAAAUCAGGAAAUUUGGGGACCUUCAGAGAAAGAACUGAAGGGCAAGAGAUGCAGGCGGUAUCCACGCCCGAAUAUAUUUAGAGUUGAUAUGUGACUAUAAAGGCCACCUUGAGUCUGAGGGGCGAAACAGAAGCCUC